Messenger RNA from Brenthis ino (lesser marbled fritillary), 1461 nucleotides. The record is from the annotation of a GenBank genome assembly. Lineage: Eukaryota; Metazoa; Arthropoda; Insecta; Lepidoptera; Nymphalidae.
AUGAAAAAUAAACUAAGAAAAAAUUAUACCGCAAUCAAAGCCGGUGAUCUUAUUUUGACGGAGCAACCUUUUGCAUUUAUAUUGUCUUCGAAAGAAAAGGGCAUAAGAUGUGAUAAUUGCCUUCAAAGAUGUAAGGUACUUAAGUGUUCGGGUUGUCAAUUUGUUCAUUAUUGUGGCAAAGUGUGUCAGAGAGAUGCCUGGAGUGAUCAUAAGUGGGAGUGUGCAAAUUUAAAAAGGGUUUCACCAAAGAUAAUUCCCGAUGGAGCUCGGAUGUUGGCCAAAAUUAUAAAUCGCAUACAACGCAGCGAUGGCGCUUCUUAUAAAGCAUUUUAUUCCGCAACUUCAUUUAGAAUGUGGAAAGAUUUAAUGUCACAUUACUCAGAUUUGAAGGCGGAUAAAAAGAGAAUGGACCAUUUUACGUCCCUGUGUGUAGUGCUAUUUGAAUUUCUCAAAGACCUGUCAUUACCAAAUACAGUUGAAUUGAUGGGAUUAUAUGGAAGAAUGAUAAUAAAUAGCUUCACAAUACUAGACAUGGACAUGAAUUCAAUCGGCACAGGUAUUUAUAUAGCGGCUUCCAUCAUAGACCACAGCUGUGACCCCAACGCCGUCGCCACGUUUGAUGGUAAAACAAUUAAUAUAAGAGCAAUAAAGGAUAUGCCGUAUUUGGAUUGGAAACAGAUAAGAAUAUCUUACAUAGAUCUAAUGAAGACACCAUACGAGAGGCAGAUGGAACUGCUCGAGAACUACUAUUUCCUGUGCCAGUGUGACAGGUGCAUGGAUGAAAAUCAUAUUAAAUAUGAGCAUGCAGCGAAAUGCCUUAACACAAAAUGUGAUAAUCCAAUAAACAUAAUUUGGAAGGAGAAUUUAUUAUUAGUUAAAAAUCCAGAACCUAAAGUUGAGAAUAAAGUAACAAACGGUGAAGAUCAUGUUGAAAAUGGUGUAAAUUGUGAGAAAAUAGAUGGGGAAUUGAAUGAUUUAGUCCGAUGUGAUGAAUGCGGGACCAAAUUCUCUGAGGAACGUAUCGAGAUGUUUGUGAAAAGUAUGGAGUUUAGUGAAGUACAUCUGUCUAAUAUGAAAGAAACUUCUGUGGCUUAUGUAGAUAUAUGUAAGUUCUGCUUAGAAAGGCAAGAAGGGGUUUUACACCCUUUGAAUGUGUUGUACGCACAGACGUUAGACAACGCCUUCGACGCACUGAUUCAAGUGCAAUUGUGGGAAAUGGCGUGUGUCUAUGCUGAGAAACUGUUACCGUGUUUUAGAUUUUACUAUGGAAACUAUCAUCCAUUGGUUGGAUUACUUCACAUGAAAUAUGGAAAAAUAUUGCUGUACAAAAUGGAUCUCAAAGGAGCGUUGCAUCAGUUCAAAUGUGCCAAGAAGAUUAUAAAAAUAACCCACGGUGAAAGACAUCCACUAUACAAGGAACAUUUACUGCCAGCUAUAGACCAAGCUAUCAUAGAAUCAGCU